UUGGAUAUUUCAUUAUUUUGACGUUUUAUUUCUUCAUUUUUUUUAAACCUAAAAUAUUGGAGAAAAAAGAGAGGAGGGCAAAGACGGAAAUGGCCGACGGAGCUGAGAAAGUCACAGAAGAGAGCAGCUACAACACAGCUCCACUCUCUCUCAAAACUUCUAAAGCUGACGUCAUCACUGCCGCCGGUGAUGACAAUCUCAAGGAAAUUUUUCACCAAAUCAGAACUUCCAAAAAUCCUACAGUUAUCAACUACGGUGCAUCUUGGUGUCGUGUGUGCAGUCAGAUUCUUCCCUCUUUCAGUCGAUUAAGCAGCAAGUUUCCGAAGCUUUCUUUUGUGUAUGCUGAUAUUGAUGAAUGUCCGGAAACGACUCAACACAUUCGAUAUACGCCCACUUUUCACUUCUACAGAGAUGGUGAAAGGGUUGACGAGAUGUUUGGUGCCGGAGAAGACCGUCUGCACGACCGCCUCUGGCUUCACUCUUGAAAGUCGAAUCAUUUACGUACACUUCAAUUUUCUAGAGCUUACCUUGGUGACAAUUUAUUUCAAAUUUAUGUCAAUUGUGAGUGCAUAUCUGAAUUCUCAGGUGGAUUCAGUCUCUCUGUUCUCAAAUUUCAUGCUAAUAAUGUAAGCUGUUGAUCAUAAAGCAAAA
Molecule: messenger RNA, 651 nt
Organism: Erythranthe guttata (spotted monkey flower)
Lineage: Eukaryota; Viridiplantae; Streptophyta; Magnoliopsida; Lamiales; Phrymaceae
Product: Thioredoxin superfamily protein
Source: RefSeq, a predicted model, not a curated record